AUGCAGACAGUGCAUGGGCUGCCUGAUGUGGGCAGCCAUGGCAUCUGGCUGGACUUAGAGGACUUUGUGUCCUGCGAUGACAAAGUACGGGAGGACGACCUCCGUUCCCUCAGCUUCCCGAGCAACUGGCCUGCGGCCUACCAGAGCGAUGCCUUGAGGGCAUUAAUCGGAAAGCGUGGCCGUUUGCCAGGCAAGCGCGUCGCGGUGGCUGGCGAGCCUUCACCAGCAGAGCAGGGCAGUGUGGAGUGUCACGCCAUGGCGGCACAGAAAAAGGAGAAGAAUCCCUUCCUCCCCGACCAGGGCCAAUCUUGCUGGAUUUGGUUCGCACCGAAGACUGGGAAGAACGACGAGAAGCCCUCAACCCGGGAUGCUGCUGCCCUGCCCCACAACGCAGCAGCCCACGAGGCCAGACUUCAAAAAGGACUCUGGGGCAAGAAGGCCUAUCGCCUGUCCCCGGCCGUCUUCGUUGCAGAUGCCUUCGAUGGCACGGCCUUGGUCAGGGAGCGCAGCGCCACGGGCAUGGCAAGCAUCAAGGUCAAAGCCGGGCUGAUCCUGCCUUGGUACGAGGGCCUCCUGGUCCUAGAAGAGUUGAUGCGGAAGAAUGAAAACGAGGACAGCUGCCCCUGGGUCACCGAAUUACUCGAUGUGAUAUUAAAGGAAAAGUCGCAGAGAAAUAUCAGUGCCAGCCUUUAUGUCAGCAAGAGUCUGCUGAACGCUGCUGUCACAGGGCCUGCCUUCGUUACUCGGGAGGGCCGAAUCGUGGCCCACAGGCGUAGCCCGCUUCGAGAUGACAGCCAGCUGACAGAAGCCGAGGUUUCUCCACCCGGUUGGUAUAGGGUGGAUAGGCUCGAGAGGUACCUCCCGCCAUGGGAGGCCUUCGCCCAUCCCAAGUGCGGGCUCUAUCAAGACUUCUACCUGGUGCAGUGGAGCCCUCCUCUGGAAAUGGAGAGCUUUGAAGACACCCCGCAAGGGGAGCCUGGCUUUCCAAAGUGCACCUGGGAGCCCGACGAAUGCUUGCCGGACGAUCUGGAUGCUCUGCGCAUCUCGGCGAAGAAGCGGUGGCUGGAGGGGCAGAAGGAGCGCGAGAAAAAGGUCACCCGAAAUCCAAGCUUCACCGAAGACAACAAGGAACAGGCCCGCGGUACAAAGCGAAUGGCAAAUGGCGAUGUAGCGGAAACCGCGAAGGCAACAUUCCGCGAUGUUUCCGGCAAGGUGCUUCACGGGCUCCGGGAGGAGCUAAAGCCGGAGAUCAGCGAGGAAGAGAAGGGCAAAAUCAAAGAAGGGUGGCCCAAACAUGAAGGAGAGUACCCCACGGGCUAUGGCCCAGCUAUGCCGCCGGGCUUCUGUCAACAAGAGUGCCGGUGCAUGGAGGACUGGCAUGUCGGCGAGGUAGACCUUGACAGGAAAUGGCUCAAAAACGCCCUCAGGGAUCAGGCGGUGGAAAGGGCUGUGAGCGGCUUCAAGUUGCAGGAGGGGAUGCUGCGAAUCAGAGGGGGAUAUUCUGGCCAUGCUUUCCUCGAGCCCCUUAGGGCUGCUGACCGAGAGUUCGCACUUUCAGGUUUCCAGAGGCAAAGACAGGCUGCGACCCAGGUGGCCAUGGUCGUCAUCCAGUGCGUGAAGCAAGCGGUGAUGCCACUACCACUGGCGGCAGCUCUGGAUGCAAGCGCUGGGGACCUUUUGCAUUCCCUCUACAUCUUGGACGAAAGCAAGGAGGAAGGCCCAGAAGACGACGGCCACGCAGGCGGCCCUUUCCAACCGCUCAGGUUCGAGAAGCUUUCCGGCCCAGACUGGAUCCUGGUCGAUCAGAGCACAGGACGUAUUGGCACGAUAGCGAAGGACACGCCACGUGCUUUUAAGGCCGAAAGCUUCACCGUAGCCGUCGACUUCUGCGGAGUCGUGAAGCGCUGGCGCAUGGACCUGAAAAUCGGACCUAACAAGCCGCCUGUACCGGAGAAUCUCCGGACGUGUACGGCCCAGAUCAUGGAUGUGCUCGGCCAGGUGCCGCAGCUGAAAGAGAAGUGCAUCGAAAUGAUCAAGCUCGUGUACGACGACCAAAGCAAAUCUGUUCGGAAGAAGGUUACACUGGCACAUUGGCUUCGACAGAUGAAGAAGGUCUACAUCAUGGUUGCUGGUGUCACGUGCUAUCCGCUGCAAAGCUUCAGCAAUGCUGAGCAGCUGUCAGCGAAAUCGCGGCUGGGCCUCGUGCGUGGCUGGGCCGUGUACGAGCGUGGCGACCGGCCCGGACACUUUGUCGCAGAGCGGUAUUGGUGGAACUGUCAUCCAGACGGACGGUGGGUCGAUCUAACUCCGCGCCCAGAGGGUCUCCACGAGCUGCUGCUGGUGGAAGCCCCCGGCAGCGAGAAGCAGCGGGGUGCUUCGACGUCCGUCCAGGCGGACUUUGCUCGUCGGCUCCUCACUUGGCGAUUUCCGAAGUUAGCUGCCAGCAUAGCGGCGGUGGGACGGCCCGCACAGCCCGCGCAAUCACAGCCAGCAAAGCCUGAGCAACCAUCGCAGCCGGCAUCGCGACAGACGACGAAGGUUUUGGAUUAUUCGAAGUGGAGCAACAUCGUCGACUCAGAUGAAGAGGAGGCUCCACAGCGGAGGGAAGAUGAAGCAGAUGUGGGGGUCAAGGACUUGGCAGAGGGGAAGACAAAGAAGAAACCUGUUCUUCCUGUGCCUGACUUCCUCCAGGGCAGCACUGCUGGAGGAGGUGGCACAAAUUGCUUGCUCUCCUUGUUGAAGCUGCUAGAUUCUGAGGAGAAGAAGGAGGAUCACGCGCACAGCUUGGCCCAGGUCUUCGGCCGCAGCUUCCACUCCGCAAUGCUGGAGCGACCAAGGCAGAGUUUCUACAAGCGUGCCCUAGCCAGCUUGGACAAGGACGUUUUCGUGGUGGUGCUCGGGAUCGGCUCGGUCCUGCCGCUGUUGGAAGCCGCCCGCAGCUUCCGUGGGAUCCUGCUGGAGACGUCGACCAAGCUGGCAGAGGUGGCAGAGCAACUCCUCAAAGCCAACAAACUCAGUUUUCCGACUGCUGUGAUCAAAGAAGGCUUGGACAAUGCAGAGGCUGUCCGGGACACGAUCUCGAGGAAGCUGCCUAAGGCAGCAUCCGUCUGCGUGGUCACCGAGAGGAUGGCGCACGACUUGCUGUCGAACGGCAUCGUGCCUGCGUGUGUCACUGUGCACCAGGCGUUGCGACACUGCGGGGCGAAAUCCAUCCGGCACCUCCCGAAGACCGUGGAGUUGCUGGCAGCACCUGCGGAGAUUAGAUCAGAAAGGCUCUUGGAGUUUGAUCUGCGACCUUUCAACACCCUCCGUCACACAUCCUCCAACGACAAAGCAGACUUUUGGUGGUGGCCGGUACGGAUGGGGAGCCAGCCCAACACGAACUGUGCUCUCUUGGGGCCUGCGAAAACGCUUUGCGGCUUUGAUUUCGACCGUUCGCCUGAGAUCACUCUGGAUGAGGUCCGGAGGCCAAUGAAGCUCCAAGCGGACAAGCGUGGUCGCUGUAAUUGUGUCGCUGUGUGGUGGGUCGCAAAGUUCGGAGACGAAGAGUAUUCAACACGUCCUGAUCUGGAGAACCGGGACGCUCCCCCGAAUGGACACUCUGAGUGGAAGCAGGCCGUUCACUACCUCGCAGGCGAGACGUCUGUCUUCCAGGGAGAUGUGAUUGACUUGCAGGUCUCCGUGACCCCACGCUUCACCUUCCGCAUGAUGCAAGAAAGCCCAAUGUCAGUGGAGGUGCCCAUGUGGGUGCAGGCUCCGACAAGCACUAAAUUCUCAGCGACGCUGCCCAUCCUGCCUUAUCAUUUUUUGAUGAUGACAGACAUGGAGAGGGCUCAGGUUUACCAGCGGGCGAUUCGCGAUGCAGUGCAAGCCCAGCGGAAAAAGCUCGGCCGCCGACCCCGGGUGUUGGACGCAGGGUCUGGCAUUGGCCUGCUCGGCAUGAUGGCGGCGCUGGAGGGUGCAGAAGUUUGGCUUUGUGAAGCUGUGCCCCUGAUGCGCCAGACCUGCCGUGAGGUGGUGGCAGCCAACGCAGCACUGAUCACCGAAAAGCGCGGUAUGGUGAACUUACUGCCCCCGAUGAUGUCAACCAGGCUCGUGGUUGGCGAGGACGUAGCGGAGAAGUUCGACAUAGUCAGGUCGUCUCGGAGGCCGGUCUCAGCUGCACCGCGAAGUGAAUCGGAGACCGUGAUGGACCUCUGGUGCUUGGGUGCGAUGCAUGGUUCGGAUACGAACAUGCGCUUCGAAGGUCGCUGUAUGCUGGCCCGAGGCGAAGGCAUCAUUCCCACGAUGCGCCAUGCGCACAAGAAGCUUCUGGCUGAGACCGGCGUGCUCGGGCCCUGGUGCAAGAUUGAGAGGGAGGAUGCUGCCCGGACGUUUGCAGAUCUUCGUGCAACCGCUGGAACUCUCACUCUGGGGCCAGCCUGGGUCAAGAAGGAGAACGGCGGGGUUGACCUGCAGGCGAUCGGCCAGCACUUUAAGAGCAAGUUCUCGGCUGUGAGGAUUGACCAGUUUCCCCGGCGGUACCUGACCGAUGAGCCCAUUGUUGCAAUGGAGGUGAACCUUUCCUGCGUGCCUCCGCAGCCCGCCGAGGGUGAGCCCAAUGUGGAGAACGACGUGAAGCUGUGCAUCAGAAUGGGUGGCAAGGCUGCCUUGCGGGCGAAGGUCUCGAGCGUCAAGGUGGAUCACAGUGGCAUGCUGUCAGGAUAUGGCAUUUGGUGGUCAGCGGACCUCGGAAACGGUCAUGUGGUGACCAGCAACCCGAGCAGUCCGCAAAGGAGCUGGAAGCAACUGAUCCGCUGGCUCGAUGCCCCUCGCUUCGUGUCCACUGGGGAGGACAUCCAGGCUGAAACCAUGCCUUGUGUAGCAUGCGGCGAUGGCGAACGAGAGUAUGUUGCAGAGGUCUUGACAUGCUACAACGACCACCAGGUCAGCUGGAGCCUCUGUGGCUUUGUGCUUACCUUCUACAAAUCAGCAGAGGUUAACGUCGAGGAUAUCUACCUCCCUCGCGAAAUGGUAGACAAGUACCAGGAGGAGCUGCUGGCUGCGCAGAGCCAGGACCUCGCGUUACCCAAGAAGCAACCAGCACAUGAGGAUGGGCCAAAGAUGUUUGCGCGGGUUACCGAGACAGACCGUGCUCGGGCCUUGCAGCGCCCACCCCUGAUCUUGUCGUGCUCGAGGCGGACGGACGUGCCCUGGGCAUUUCUGCGGCAGUACCUGAAGGCCUUCCGCGAAGGUUUCAUGUACGUGUGCUUUGCAUUAGCUGGCGGCUCAACGCAGAAAGUUCACAAGCUUUGCAGAGCUUUUGUGGUCGAAGUGGGCCAAGUGGGGUACUUCCAUGCAGCUAAGUGGUCGAAGAACUAUUCAAAGUGGAUUGAGGAGUUCAAAAGGGAGGACAGCAUUCUCCACAGCUACCGGGUGCACAUGUUCAACUUCACGGUGAACUCCGAUGAUCUCGUGCUGGAACCCGGUAUGGCUGCACCGCUGCAAGAGCGGCUAGAGCAGGUCACCUGGCUGGCCACUCGCUUCGGUCCCCAUGCGCUAAACGUGCGCUUUGACCCCAUCGUGCAUUAUCGGCGAUUGCCGGGUCUUGGUCUCCACGACAACCUGCAAGACUUUGAGCAGAUCGUGCGACACAUUGGCAGCCUUGGGAUUCGCCACAUCACCUUCAGCUUCUGCAAACCUUACAAGCAGUCCGUGCGAAAUAUGCUCUCGGCGGGCGUAGAGCUGGUAGCGCUGUCGGAUGCACAGCAACGACAGGUCCUAGAUCGCUUGCUGCCCAUAGCGGCACUGAGCAACGUGGAGCUGCGCUGCUGCUGCGACAGCGGGCUCGUGGGCUACCGCAUGGCGUCGCCAGUCGCUGUGCCUGAGGUCAGGAAGCUGCGGCGAUGGGGGCCUCAAGAAGGACAAGAAAGACGGGAAAGAGGGCAAAGAGCUCCUCGCUGCACCGCUGGUCCCGGAGGUCGGGGAGUCGCGAUGCCUGGACGCUCGGCUAGCAGAUCGUCUGGCCCGCGAUUUGGGAUUGACGGUGACUUUCCCGCACCAGAAAGAUCGGGGCCAGCGCGAGCAGUGCAACUGCACUGGGAGUAG
Molecule: messenger RNA, 6087 nt
Organism: Symbiodinium necroappetens
Lineage: Eukaryota; Dinophyceae; Suessiales; Symbiodiniaceae
Source: the annotation of a GenBank genome assembly